Drosophila virilis is the source of this 1380-nucleotide messenger RNA. RefSeq lists its product as uncharacterized. Gene Ontology annotation, molecular function: protein binding. The record is from RefSeq and is a predicted model, not a curated record. Lineage: Eukaryota; Metazoa; Arthropoda; Insecta; Diptera; Drosophilidae.
UGUUUUUAUUUAUUUGUUUACUCUUGCUUUCGAAAAUUUUAAUUUCUACAAUCAUUUAAUAUGCGCACACAUAUUCUCGAUCUUAACGAUGAUUGUAUUGCUUGCGUACUUAAAUAUCUGCCGAUUGAAAAUCACAUGAGUUUUGCAGGAGUUUGCACGCGAUUCCGUCAUGUUUGGCUGGGCUAUCGGAAUUGUCUUUAUAGGCAACUGGAACUUGGAGAAAGCAGCGCUAGAGGAUUGAAACAGGAACUGCUCUUGUUGCGCCAAAUCAGCAGACAUGUGAAGCGUAUUGUUAUCAAUUUUAAUAGGAAAUUCGAUUGGUGCGGAACAUUGUUAACAGAAAUCAUAGGCAUUCUGAAAAAACUGACUGCUCUGGAGCGUGCUAUACUUUGGAUAAAAGACGACGAGCCUUACGAGACCUAUGAAAAGAUUUUGCGAGCAUUUGAGCGUUUGCCACACAUGCAGGGAAUUGCCACCUAUCAGGACAAUUGCAUUGUGGAUAGCUUGUAUCAUUUUAACGAAUGUGAUGAGCUUCUGGCGGAAUCCCGAUUGAGCAGGAACCCUCUGAUUGAGCCCAUCGAUAGGCACACAAAAAUACGGCUACUGAUAUUUAAUAAUGCCUCGAUUCGUCCGACUCUCGAAGAUCUUGUUCGCCACUCAAGCCUCGUUCAGGAGCUCAGUUUAUGCAUGAUCCAAAAGGCCGCCGAGUACACGGCUCUUGCCGAACUGCCAAAUCUAUGCAAGCUAGAGAUCUUUGGCAAUCGCACUAUAGAUUAUGGUUCUCUGAUGCCGCUGGUUGCUGCCGUAUCCUCCAAGCUGUCGCAGCAGCUGCACACUUUGACCAUUCAUGCGCCCAGCCUUGGCUACCAGGAGACCGCUAAAAUCGCACAAAUACGAACAUUGCGGGAAUUGGAUUGUGAUUUUACCGAGCCGCGAUGUCUGGAACUAUUGACAGCUCUUGGUCAGCUGACACAUCUUUCUAUAAAGCUGCCCAAAUCGAGCCCAAUUGAUAGUCUAGUCUUGAAUAUACUUAGAGAGUGUCAUAGCUUAAAUGUGAUAAAAAUAGAUUCACCAGAUUUAGGAACAGAUUUUCUCACUGAAGCAUAUCGCGUGCUGCAGCAGGUGCGAAAUCCAAACGAGAAAAAACCAUUGGUCAUCAUUCUUGGCGAUGAGUCCCAAUUAAUAGAUAUUGAAACGAAUGUCUAUUUAAGGGUAGUCCGUUAAGAUUAAUCCCGAAGAUUGUUUUGUUAAUCAAAAUAAUGUAUGCAACUGAUUUUUAUUUACUUUUACUUUAUUUGCAUAAUAUUUGAAUUUACAAUUUUCGAUCAUUAACAUACAUACAUAAUUUUUUAACAAACAAUACAACUUAAUGACUACCAA